AUGGCCAAACAUACUCUUGAUGAUGCUAAACAAAUUGCUCUCACUCGGGGUGGUAAGUGUCUUUCAACAGAAUACAAAAAUAAUAAAUCUCCUUUAUUAUGGAUCUGUAAAAAUCAGCAUAAAUGGUAUGCAAAAUUUGAUAAUAUUGUGAAUAAAUGCUCAUGGUGUCCGUAUUGUAGUAAGUAUAAACGUGAAAAUCUAUGUCGUCAAAUCUUAACAAAAUAUUUGGGCCCUCCAUCAGAAAAUCGUAAGCCUGAUUUCUUAAAAACACCAGAGCAUUCAAUGGGGCUACAACUUGACAUUCCUUAUUAUCACUAUGGUUUUGCAAUCGAAGUACAAGGAGAACAGCAUGAUAAAUAUAUAGAAUUCUUUCAUAGAGGAGACCCGAAUAAUUUCAUCAGACAGCAAGAAUUAUGCAAAGAAAAUUGCAUCGAACUAAAAUAUGUUUGGUAUUACGAAGAUCUGCAUAUAGUUAUUCCAGAGUAUCUUCGAGAAUUGGGUCUUAUACAGUAG
Molecule: messenger RNA, 513 nt
Organism: Rhizophagus irregularis DAOM 181602=DAOM 197198
Lineage: Eukaryota; Fungi; Glomeromycota; Glomeromycetes; Glomerales; Glomeraceae
Source: RefSeq, a predicted model, not a curated record